GUUCCAACAAACAACAACACAAUGUACCCUUAAAGCUUCUUCCUUUACAUAUCUUUUCGUCCUCAGAAUUUAUCUCAAUAACCAGAUAUUUGUUCUAAAAGGGUUUUCAUUGUAAAGAGGAAGAAAAAAUGGGGGAUACCCAUCUUCUUGUUCGUCUCAUUGUUGUGAUUCUGGUGCUUGUUUAUGGUGUCAAUGGCGAUAACCCAUAUAGAUUCUUCACUUGGAAAGUCACAUAUGGCGACAUUUACCCUCUUGGGGUUAAGCAACAGGGAAUCUUGAUUAAUGGGCAGUUUCCAGGUCCCCAUAUCGAUGCAAUUACAAAUGAUAACUUGAUAAUUAAUGUUUAUAACUACUUGAGGGAACCCUUCCUUAUCUCUUGGAAUGGGAUACAGCAGAGAAAGAAUUCAUGGCAAGAUGGAGUAUUUGGCACUACCUGUCCAAUCCGGCCGGGGAAGAACUUCACUUAUGUUCUCCAAGUGAAGGAUCAAAUUGGUAGCUAUUUCUACUUUCCUUCACUAGCAUUCCAUAAGGCUGCUGGAGCAUUUGGUGGCAUCACAAUAUGGAGCCGACCUCUGAUUCCUGUACCUUUCCCUCCACCAGCUGGGGAUUUUACUUUACUGGCUGGGGACUGGUAUAAGACAAAUCACUAUGUAUUGAGACGUGUGUUAGAAAGUGGCCAUAAUCUUCCCUUUCCUGAUGGGCUUCUUAUCAAUGGUCGGGGGUGGAAUGGCAACACAUUCACAGUUGAUCCAGGUAAGACAUACAGGUUCAGGAUAUCAAAUGUGGGGCUUACAACUUCCAUUAACUUCAGAAUCCAGGGGCAUACGAUGAAACUGGUAGAGGUUGAAGGUUCACAUACACUGCAAAACAUCUAUGGUUCCCUUGACAUCCAUCUUGGGCAGUCAUAUUCAGUCUUGGUCACGGCUGAUCAGGCUCCUCAGGAUUACUAUGUCGUAGUCUCUACACGCUUCACUACUCGUGUGCUCACCACAACUGCCGUUCUUCACUACAGCAACUCAGGUAGUGGAGUUUCUGGUCCAGUUCCUCCUGGUCCCACGACCAACAUUGCUUCAUCACUCCACCAGGCGAGAACCAUACGUUGGAAUCUGACAGCUAGUGGACCAAGGCCUAAUCCCCAAGGCUCAUACCACUAUGGAAUGAUCAAUCCCACCCGCACCAUAAUGCUCGCAAACUCCGCACCUUAUAUCAAUGGAAAGCAGAGAUAUGCCGUCAAUGGUGUCUCAUAUCUUCAACCAGACACCCCAUUAAAACUAGCAGACUACUUCAAUAUUCCUGGAGUUUUCUAUCCUGGAAGCAUGCCUACCAGCCCCUCUUCGGGAAAUGCAUAUCUCCAGACCUCUGUCAUGGCUUCUAACUUCCGUGAAUUUGUUGAGAUUGUUUUCCAAAACUGGGAGGACACUGUGCAGUCAUGGCAUAUUGACGGUUACGCCUUUUGGGUUGUAGGGAUGGAUGGAGGGCAAUGGACCCCUGCAAGUAGAUCAGGCUACAAUCUAAGAGACACAGUUGCUCGCAGCACUACUCAGGUGUAUCCAAGGUCAUGGACUGCAAUCUACAUGGCUCUGGACAAUGUGGGAAUGUGGAACAUUAGGUCCGAGAAUUGGGCCAGGCAGUAUUUAGGUCAGCAAUUUUAUCUCAGGGUCUAUACCUCUUCCGGUUCUUUCAGAGAUGAAUAUCUAAUCCCCAAGAAUGCUCUUCUCUGCGGCCGUGCAAGAGGUCGCCAUACUAGGCCCCUUUGAAUCAGCUAAUAGGAAUUCUGUCACAAGAGGGUGACACAUGACAUAUUAGUUGAGAUAUCAAACUAGCUAAGUUCUUGGUUCCGGAAAAUUUAUUCAAGAGCUCCACUCGAGCUUAAUUAAUUAGAGUCAUUCUUUCUUUGUCUCAUUUUUCAUGCUAGAUGAACAUUCAGGAUUUGUUUCCAUUUUCAGGUGUCUGUAAUCUGUACUACUUUUUUAUGACCAUCUUCAUUGUUUUCAAUGAAAGUUUAAGAAAUUC
Messenger RNA from Rubroshorea leprosula, 2013 nucleotides. NCBI's taxonomy places the organism in Eukaryota, Viridiplantae, Streptophyta, Magnoliopsida, Malvales, Dipterocarpaceae. The record is from the annotation of a GenBank genome assembly.